CGUUUCACCGCAAAUCUUCCCCUUCCGGUUGUGAGUCGGACCUGAUUUACUCCGGUUAGCUACUUUAAAAGAAAGGAAUAUAGGAACGGUGGAGCGAUGGGUGAAAUCGCAUCUGUGAAUGAAACCGUCAAUCUCUCCAGCUGGCUGGGUGCCCUGGACAACAACUCCUCCCUAGAUCUGCAGUCGCAGAUACCAAGGCAGUCGGUGGACCCUUGGGAUGUGAUGUUGUGUAUUUCGGGGACCGUCAUCGCCUGUGAAAACGCACUGGUGGUAGCCAUCAUAUUCCACAGACCAGCUUUACGAACGCCGAUGUUUUUACUGAUCGGGAGCUUAGCAACGGCGGACCUCUUCGCUGGUCUUGGAUUGGUUCUGAAUUUCUUUUUUCAUUAUUUGAUUCGCUCAGAGACAAUCAACCUGAUCACCGUGGGGUUCUUGGUUGGCUCCUUCUCUGCCUCUGUGAACAGUCUGCUUGCCAUAACCAUCGAUCGCUACCUUUCGCUGUAUAACGCGUUAACCUACUACUCAGAAAGAACCAUAGCUUACAUUCACACCAUGCUGGUGGUGGCCUGGGGAGUUUCUAUCUGCCUGGGCUUGCUUCCGAUUCUGGGAUGGAACUGUUUGAGCGACCGGUCCACCUGUAGCAUCGUGAAACCCUUGACCAAGAUCAACUUAACGGUCUUAGCCAUUUUUUUCCUUUUGAACUUUGUUAUCAUGUUGCACCUUUACAUCAAAAUGUGCAAAUUAGUCUGUCGUCACGCCCACCAAAUUGCACUUCAACAACACUUCUUUGGGACGUCUUACUCGAUGACCACAAAGAAAAGUGUCUCCACGCUCGCCAUUAUUGUAGGGACCUUUGGGACAAGCUGGCUCCCUUUUGCCAUUUACUGCCUGGUUGGGGAUCAGAGUUACCCGGUAGUGUACACCUACGCCACCCUCCUCCCCGCCACCUACAAUUCCAUGAUCAACCCCAUCAUUUACGCAUUCAAAAAUCAGGAGAUCCAAAAAGCCACGUGGCUUUUGUUUUGUGGCUGUUUCCAGUCCGACUCUUCCUUCCAUGCCAGGUCCCCGAGCGAUGUUUAG
Hypanus sabinus (Atlantic stingray) is the source of this 1080-nucleotide messenger RNA. RefSeq names its product G-protein coupled receptor 6. The record is from RefSeq and is a predicted model, not a curated record. Gene Ontology annotation, cellular component: membrane. Lineage: Eukaryota; Metazoa; Chordata; Chondrichthyes; Myliobatiformes; Dasyatidae. The transcript has 2 exons. Gene Ontology annotation, biological process: G protein-coupled receptor signaling pathway. Gene Ontology annotation, molecular function: sphingosine-1-phosphate receptor activity. The coding region runs from base 97 to 1080 and encodes 327 amino acids.